GAGUCGUACCGUCAGGACAGAGAGGCCGCCAUUUUGGAGUUAAUGCAGUUCUUCAUCAGGAGCUCCGGAUGUAAGGGAAAGAUUACGCCACACAUGAGGGAGAGCUUAGACAACGGACAGAUCAUCCGAGCGCUGGUCGAGGAGUUCGACGAAGAGGGCGCCGACUAUCCACUGGUGAUGACUGGCCCGCAGUGGAAGAAGUUUAAGAGCAACUUCUGCGAAUUCAUCCACACUUUGGUCCGUCAGUGCCAGUACUCCAUCAUCUACGACCAGUUCCUCAUGGAAAGCAUCAUAUCAUUGCUCAUCGGACUGUCCGACUCUCAGGUGCGCGCCUUCCGACACACGGCUACGUUGGCGGCCAUGAAGUUGAUGACGGCUUUAGUGGAUGUGGCGCUCACUCUGAGCAUCAAUUUAGACAACACUCAGCGCCAGUAUGAGGCCGAGCGCCAAAAGACACCCUCGAACUCGAAGAGACCGUCCGAGCGAUUGGAUCUUCUGAUGAGUAAACGUCAAGAACUGGAGGAGAAUAACGAUGACAUCAAAACAAUGUUGGGAUAUCUGUUUAAAUCGAUUUUCGUGCACAGAUAUCGAGACACUUUGCCUGAGAUCCGGUCCAUCUGUAUGACAGAGAUCGGCAUUUGGAUGAAGCGAUUGCCGGGAAUAUUUCUGGACGACUCGUACCUCAAGUACGUCGGAUGGACUCUUCACGACAAAGUGGGAGACGUGAGACUCAAAUGUCUUCACUCUCUUCUGCCACUCUAUGAGAGCGAAGAGAUAACUCGCAAAAUGGAAUUGUUUACCAAUAAGUUUAAGGACAGAAUCGUUGCCAUGACUUUGGACAAGGAGUUCGAAGUGGCCGUACAGGGCGUCCGACUCAUCAUUAAUGUCCACAAACAUCACAGGGAUAUACUGACUGACAAAGACUGCGAACACGUCUACGAAUUGGUUUACGCGACCCAUCGGUCUGUGGCUCAGGCGGCCGGAGAGUUCCUCAACGAACGCCUCUUCCAAGUGGACGAGGAGUCGACGGCGAACCUCAGGAGCAGAAGAGGCAAAAAGCGGUCCCAACACUCGCCUCUCAUCCGAGAUCUCAUUCAGUUCUACAUUGAGAGCGAACUCCACGAACACGGAGCCUAUCUCGUGGACAGUCUCAUUGAGAGCCACCCUAUGAUGAAGGACUGGGAGUGUAUGACAGAUCUGCUGCUCGAAGAGCCCGGACCUGAUGAGGAAGCGCUCGAUGACCGACAGGAGACCUCACUCAUCGAGAUUAUGGUCUGUUGUGUGAGACAGUCGGCCACUGCCGAGACGCCCAUUGGUAGGGGCCCUCAAAAGAGACAACUGUCCUCUAAAGAGUCGAAACAAAUACAAGACGACAAGAACCGCAUAUCCGAACACUUUAUCCAGACUUUGCCGGCACUGAUGGAUAAGUAUAAGACAGACGCCGAGAAAAUAGCGAAUCUGUUGACAAUUCCCCAGUACUUCGAGUUGAGUUACUUCACGAACCAAACGGACCAAUUGGACACUCUUUUGCGACUAAUCUCUCAAACCGUUGAAAUCCAUUCGGAUAAAGACGUGUUGGACUCAGCCGUCAAGACAUAUGAGUACUUAAACGACGAUAACUUCUCUUAUGCCAGAAAUGUAUGGCUUUCGAAGAGCACAGCAAUCGAUAGUCUUUGCAACAAAUACAAGGAAUCGGUGAACAAUUUCAGCCAAAACCCAACCGGAGAUGAAGAGAAAGUGUUGGUUAUAAUGCAACUCAAGAAGAUUGCGGCCUUCUAUUCAUGCCAUGACUUGACAUCUUAUGGUCUUUGGGACGAUAUGUUCGACCGUUGGAUCAAAACUGCCAAUUCAGACCCCGAAGAAGUGCCAUACAAUGCAGUCAAGUAUGCGAUCAGUGCCUGUCAUAUGGGACUCGUAUGGGAAUUGCAUUUACUCUCGCAGUCGCGCGCACAGUCCGAUCACAGCCAGACUGUGAGGACUAAACUCUUUGAUUUCAUGACAGAAAUGCGUUCUUUACUUAACCAUCAAAGCGAUGAACUCGAGGAAGAGGCAUUUAACUCCAUUUGUGAUCUUCUCAUCAUAUUUUGCAAUCAAUUGGAAAACGACUCACCGGUUGUCGCAUCCCUUAUCUAUAAACCGGACGCUAAUCUCAUCCGAAAACUCGAGACUUUUAUUCAACAAAAAGUGUUCGUCGAAGAAGACGAGGAUGACACCGAAGACCCCAAUAAAACGAACAGUGGUUUGGAAGCACUCCAUAAGAAGCGUCACUUCUUGUCUGCAUUUAGUAAACUAAUCGUCUAUAACAUAAUCCCUGGCCGUCACGCGGCCUGUGUUAUCAAACAUUACGUAAAAUUUUACGGCCAAUACGGAGACAUAAUUAAGACAACGUUAGCCAAAGCUCGCGAAAUAAAUAAAGUGAUUUGUGCGAAGACUAUGGCCUCAGCUCUGGUCAAUGUGUUCGUUGAGCUGCGAUCGGAAGCGGCCACUAAUCCCAACGCAUUCACCAAACAGGACGACAACUUCCAGGCCCUCAAAGAGUUGGCCAAACGGUUUGCCCUUUCAUUCGGUUUGGAUAACAUGAAGAAUAGGGAUGCCGUGGCAGCCAUUCAUAGAGAAGGCAUUCAUUUCACAUUCAACACCAUUGAAAACCCGGAGAACCCGUUAGGACCGCCGCCUAAUCUUCCGUUUCUCGAGAUUAUCAGUGAAUUCUCUAAUAAACUCAUAAAACCAGACAAAAAGACUGUGCUCACAUAUCUGGACCGGUAUGUGAAGAACGCAUUGCCCGGUAUUCAUAACGACGAAUGGCAGCCACUAAUGAGCUAUAGGGCCAGUCUUAUACAACACAAUGAGUUUGAUUUGCCGGUCAAUAGAGCGCCGGGAAGACAGUACAGGGCCAGGAAGAGGGGCCGGGAGGACGAAGGGGAGGCAGAGGCCGAGGAUCAGCAGGAAAUGGAGUCCGAUCACGAGGGCUCCGAAAUGAAUGAAUAAUCAAACCAUACAUUUGUUAAUAGCAGUCACCAAAUGGUCACAUAUUUUCACAUUUUCUUACAUUAAUUAUCUAUUAUUUAUAACUUACGUGUCAAUCAUUUUCUUUUCAUAUUUGUAUUUAAAUCAACACUUCAUUUAAAUAUAGUUUAGACUCAAAGCUCUACUCUUAAAAACGAAAUUAAUAUGUAAU
Molecule: messenger RNA, 3178 nt
Organism: Oppiella nova
Lineage: Eukaryota; Metazoa; Arthropoda; Arachnida; Sarcoptiformes; Oppiidae
Source: the annotation of a GenBank genome assembly